This is a messenger RNA of Racocetra persica, 536 nucleotides long. Lineage: Eukaryota; Fungi; Glomeromycota; Glomeromycetes; Diversisporales; Gigasporaceae. The record is from the annotation of a GenBank genome assembly.
UUAGACUAAUAGAAUUAAGUGCAGAACAGAAAUUAGAACUCGCUAAUAAAAAAAUUGAAGAACUGGAAGAAAUAAAAACAAACCUAGAACAAGAAUUAAACGCCGAAAGAGCCGCAGCCCAAGAAUUAUUUACCAAACAACUCUCUUUUUAUCAGAAGAAACACGCCGAUUUAUUUUCUGAAUUAGAAAAAAGACAAAAAGCCAGAUUUGAGAAACAAGAAGUUGAGCAACAAAAAAAUAAACAAAUUAAAGAAAAGAGAAAAAUUCUUUCUAAACUUCAAACACACAGCCAAAAUAUUAAGAAUUUGAAUGCUAUUCGCCAAGAUUUAACUGAAAAACACAAUGUAGAAAAAGCCAACCACCAAACUACCAAAACUGAUUAUCGCAAUACUGUAAUUAACCUAGCCAAAGAAAAAGGUCGGGUCAAAAAGGCUAAUCUGGCUCGGGGCGAAAUCCUGAAAAAAAGCCUGGAAUUAAAAAAUGAUUUAACUAACGCACAAAAGCAAAACCAAAUUCUCCAAAAUAAAAUUCAGCAA